GUGACCGCGCCGCUGCGCAGGGCCCUCCUCCGAGCCGCGGGAGACCGGGGGCGCGCGCGGCCGUGGCGAAAGUGCGGCUGCGGAAGCGCGGCGAGGCCGCCGGAGGAGGAAGCGCGGCGGGGCGGCGGCGGCGGCGGCGGGGCCUGCGGGGCGGCCGGGGCCAUGGGUCGCCUGCACUGCACGCAGGACGCGGUGCCCGAGGCCGUGGGCGGCGACAUGCAGCAGCUGAACCAGCUGGGCGCGCAGCAGUUCUCAGCCCUGACAGAAGUAAUUUUCCACUUCCUAAUCGAGCCCAAAGAGGUGGAAAGGUUUCUGGCUCAACUGUCUGAAUUUGCCACCACCAAUCAGAUCAGUCUGGGCCCUCUCAGAAGCAUCGUGAAAAGCCUCCUCCUGGUUCCCAAUGGUGCCUUGAAGAGGAGUCUCACAGCUGAGCAGGUCCGGGCGGAUUUCGUAACUCUGGGCCUCAGUGAGGAGAAAGCCACUUACUUUUCUGAAAAGUGGAAACAGAACGCCCCCACCCUUGCUCAGUGGGCCCUGGGGCAGACCCUGAUGAUUAACCAGCUUAUUGACAUGGAGUGGAAGUUUGGAGUGACAUCUGGAAGCAGUGAAUUAGAAAAAGUGGGCAGUAUUUUUUUACAAUUAAAGUUGGUGGUUAAAAAAGGAAAUCAAACUGAAAAUGUGUACCUAGAAUUAACCCUGCCCCAGUUCUACAGCUUCCUGCACGAGAUGGAGCGAGCCAGGACCAGCAUGGAGUGUUUGAGCUGAUUUCUGUCUGCCUUCCCUUCCCUGGUGACUGCUUUCAAGGCACCUUCCUCUGGCCCUGGGCUCUCCAGGUGGCCCUGCUGGCUCUUGGGAGUGCAGGUGCACAAAGGCUUCUGAAAAACAAUGGGAUUAAGUACUUACAGAGCCCAGCCCUGAGAGUCGCCCAGAACAGCACCACCACCCAUCUCCAGACAAGUUUUAGAUACCAACAGGCUACUGACUACACCUCAGAUUUGGGUGGGGGGCGGGGAGGCCUCAUCUCCCCACCAAAGUUCCACAGUAAAGAAAUGGUACCUGGG
Messenger RNA from Marmota flaviventris (yellow-bellied marmot), 1061 nucleotides. It is a transcript of the gene Commd7, whose product is annotated as COMM domain containing 7. Gene Ontology annotation, molecular function: NF-kappaB binding. Gene Ontology annotation, biological process: negative regulation of DNA-templated transcription; tumor necrosis factor-mediated signaling pathway. The record is from RefSeq and is a predicted model, not a curated record. NCBI's taxonomy places the organism in Eukaryota, Metazoa, Chordata, Mammalia, Rodentia, Sciuridae.